UGUUUUGGCGCUGAGCGGAGGGGGGGCUUUUGUUGGAGCCGUAGAGACACACAGCAAUAGCUCGAAUUAAAUAUAUGGCAGACAAAUUUCCCCCCGAUCUGCAUCCUGCUAAAAAAAGAGAAAAGAUAGAGAGAGAGAAACGGGGCCUCUCCAAAAAAUUUCCGGCAUGGGGAUCGAGACUGGACUGAGCUAACUCCGUUUACCUACAGCGGAAUAUAGAAACGUGGAGUGUUUUAUUCAAACCCUUUGUGUGUGUCUAUAUAUAUAUAUAUAUAUAUAACACACACACAUAUAUAUAAAUACAUAUAUAUUGCUAUAUAUAUUUAUAUAUAUAGAAUUAUAUUUAUGUUCCCUGCACCCGGAGUCACACUAUUUGCUGUAUUUGUUUAGGAUGGAACACGCUGAAGGCCCUGUAAGAAAAAGGGAAACUUAAAGGAUGCUGGAGCAGAACAAUGGAUUUCUCCUUCUCUUUCAUGCAAGGGAUCAUGGGAAACACAAUUCAGCAACCCCCUCAGCUCAUUGACUCGGCUAACAUCAGACAGGAUGACGUGUACGAUGCCAUCAGUGACCCAGGGGACGAGGGUGGACCCCCGACGUACGAAUCUCCGCUGGAGUCUGGUUUCUCCUACCCUCCUGAAGACCCCCCGGUGGUCGCCAACGGUUAUCCGACGGGGAUCGGCAGCUACGAGCAUCAGGCGAAGUUCGCUUUGUACACGCAGUACCCCAAUGGCUCUGCUAACGGCUACGGCGCCAUCCGUAACUACGGCGACCACGGCUUGCUGCUGGGUGAGGGGACGGUGUUGAGGACGCCGGUGGUCCAGGAAAAGCCUUCAUCUCACAUUUCUUCUCCCCCUGCUCCUUCCCACUCUCACCUUCAUCACCAGCCUCAUCCUCCUGCUCCCCCUCACCCCCACCAUCAGCAUCAGCACCAACAGCAGCAUCAGCACCACCACCCCCCUCCCAACCCUCCGCUGUUACCUCAGCACCAUCAUCAUCCUCAUCCUCCUCCGUCUUCUCAUCUCCUCCCCCCAGUGUUCACUCCUCCUCCUCCUCCUCUCCUCCUUCCCACCUCUCCUCCUCCGCCUCCUCAGCCCGUCCAGGACGGCGCUGCCACCUCCAACCCCCUCACGCACGCCAUAGUGCCGAAAAAGACUGAGAAAAGCUCCCCGGAGAUCAAGAUCAAGAUCAUAAAGACGUACCAGAAUGGCCGGGAGCUCUUUGAGUCGUCGCUCUGCGGGGACCUGCUGCAGGAGUUUCAGGCCACUCAGGCCUCCAGGAGGAGGCACGAGCAGAAGAAGGAGAAGAGAAAAAAGCGAAGCGGACGCCACGUCCCCACAGCCGAGCUGCCUGAGCAGGCCGGUCAGGAAAAAACUGACCAAACCCCCGGCCCUGCCCAGCCCAGCGAAGGCCAGCCUGCAGCGCAGGAGCAACAGACUGCAGCCGGCCUCAAAAACCCCAAAGCAGAACCCAAGGAACACAAGGUGGAGAAGCAUUUCCCCUCGGUCAUCACCAGCACAGGAGUCUGUGUAGAGUAUGAGAUUGGAGACCUGGUGUGGGCUAAAGUGGGGACGUAUCCAUGGUGGCCGUGCAUGGUCUCCUCUGACCCUCAGCUGAAGGUCCACACGCGCAUCAACACCAGAGGUCAUAGGGAGUACCAUGUGCAGUUCUUUGGCAGCGUGGCGGAGCGAGCGUGGAUCCACGAGAGGAGGAUAGUGGUGUAUAAGGGAGAGAACCAGUUUGAGGAGCUUCAGGCAGAAACGUUACGGAAAACCACCAAUCCAACAGAGAGACAGAAGCUGCUGAAGCCUCAGUCUCAGCGUGAGCGCGCUCAGUGGGAAGUGGGCGUCGGCCACGCAGAGGCAGCCCUGCUGAUGACUCGUGAGGAACGCAAUGAGAAUUACACUUUCAUUUACAUCGACAAACAGCCCUGCGAUGAGCCUGAACCCGUCACCUCCCCCACCACCAAAACCAGAAAGACCGCCCGACCUGAGCGCAGACUCCGGCGCUCCAGGAGCGUGAGGAAGGAGGUGUUACCACGGCGGCAGCAGCCGCGCCGCCAGUGCAGCAUCACCAGCGCUGAGGAGCACAGCUCUCCGAACCGGGAUGAGGAGGACACGGACCUCAGCCCUGCGGGUCAGUCUCCUAGUCCUGAAGAAUCUCAGCCGAGCCCCCGAAAGCCCUCCCCUCCUCCGGUCCGGACACCCUGGAGAACCGCGGCUGCUCGAAAGCUGCUUCCUCUUUCCAUCACCAUGAAGAAGCUGAAUGUGGAGAUCAUUAAAUGCGACUGGCAGCUUCCCAAAGUGAAGGUGGAGCCGCCGCCCAAGCAGGUGGAGAGAGAGGAGAGAGCGAGAGACCAGGCUCGGUCUCCUGAGGGCUCGAGUGAUAAAGCAGAGGCUGAGACGUGCUCCAGCGAGGAAGAACGAGCGGCUUCACCUACAACCUGGAGCGACCCAGAAAGCGGGGAGCACACUUCAAAAGAAGCGAUGGAGAGGAAGCAGCAGCGCCGGUGUGUGCGCAGCCGCUCAGAGUCAGAGAAGAGUGUAGAACCCGUUCCAAAGAAGAAGGUGAAGAAAGAACAGGCGGAAACUGCACCUCAGAUGGACUUUAAGACGGGAUCGCAAAAAGGGGCGAGUGAGAUCUCAGAUUCGUGUAAGCCACUGAAGAAACGCAGCCGGGCCUCUACGGAUGUGGAGAUGGCCAGCUCUCUGUACAGAGACACAUCUGACUCUGACUCCAGAGGACUCAACGACCCACAGAGUGGCUUUGGGAAGCGCUCAGACAGUCCUGCUACAGUGGACGCUGAUGGCUCUGACGCUCAGUCAGUUGACUCUAAUGUCUCACGGCAGGGCAGCAGCUCCUCUAAGAAGGACCUGGUGUGUCAGGUGUGUGAGACGUUUGGGGAUUCCCUGCUGAGCUGUGAGGGCGACUGUAACAGAUUGUUUCACCCUGAGUGUCUGGCCUCCGCUGGGGGGACGGAGGGAGAGGCCAUCUGCACUGAGUGCAGGACAGGUUCCCACCCCUGUUUCUCCUGUAAAGUCGCUGAAGGAGAUAUAAAGCGCUGUUCGGUAAACGGAUGUGGUCGCUACUACCAUGAGACGUGUGCUCGUAAAUACCCGGGCAGCGCCGCUGAGCCCAGAGGACUGCGCUGCCCUCAGCACAGCUGCGCCACCUGCUGUCUGGAGAGAGACCUGCACAAGGCCAACAAAGGCCGAAUGAUGCGCUGUAUCCGCUGUCCCGUGGCGUACCACACUGGAGACGCCUGCAUCGCGGCAGGCAGUGUGGUCAUCACACCUCACGUCAUCAUCUGCAGCAACCACUCGAGCGCUCGGAGAAAUGGCCACUUGUCCUCGCCUGUAAACGUAGGCUGGUGUUUCAUUUGUGCCCGAGGGCUCUUAGUGCACGACCACACUGACACCGUUUUAAGUUCUUAUACCUUUAAGUCUCACUACCUUCUGACUGAGUCAAAUCGUGCUGAGUUGAUGAAAUUACCUAUGAUUCCUUCUUCUUCGUCAGCUACCAAAAAGAAUAUCGGAAAAGGAGGAAGGCUGCUGUGCUGUGAAGCGUGUCCCGCCUCGUUUCACCCCUCAUGCCUGAACAUUGAGAUGCCGGAGGGAGUCUGGCUGUGCAGUGAGUGCAGAUCAGGAAAGAAACCUCAUUACAAACAGAUCGUCUGGGUCAAACUGGGCAACUACAGGUGGUGGCCCGCCGAAAUCUGUAACCCUCGCCUGGUUCCGUCCAACAUCCAGAGUCUGAAGCACGACAUCGGAGAUUUCCCUGUUUUCUUCUUCGGGUCCCACGACUAUUACUGGAUCCACCAGGGCAGAGUGUUCCCUUAUGUGGAGAGUGACAAGAACUUUGCUGAGGGACAAGUCGGGAUUAACAAGACUUUUAAGAAAGCUCUGGAGGAGGCAGCGAGGAGAUUCCAGGAGCUGAAGGCUCAGCGCGAGACGAAAGAGGCUUUAGAACAGGAGCGCAACUCCCGCAGACCCCCACCAUAUAAACUCAUCAAGUUCAAUAAGCCUGUGGGGAAGGUGCAGGUGCACGUGGCCGAUCUUUCAGAGAUCCCGCGCUGUAACUGCCGGCCGACGGACGAGCGGCCGUGCGGUCAGGACUCUCAGUGUUUGAACCGCAUGCUGCAGUACGAGUGCCACCCGCAGGUGUGUCCAGCCGGAGAACGCUGCCUCAACCAGAGCUUCUCCAAACGCAUCUACACCGACACUGAGGUCAUCAAGACCAGCGGCCGCGGCUGGGGUCUCAAAACCAAACAGGACCUGAAGAAGGGAGAUUUUGUGAUGGAGUAUGUUGGAGAACUGAUUGAUUUGGAAGAGUGUCGUCAGCGGAUAAGCCACGCAAACAAGAAUCAUGUGACAAACUUUUACAUGCUGACCCUCACCAAGGACCGUGUGAUUGACGCUGGACCCAAAGGAAAUCUCUCUCGCUUCAUGAACCACAGCUGCAGCCCAAACUGUGAGACGCAGAAGUGGACGGUGAACGGGGACAUUCGCAUCGGACUCUUCACGCUGUGUGACAUCACAGCAGACACUGAGCUGACGUUUAAUUAUAAUCUGGACUGUCUGGGGAAUGGGAGAACAUCGUGUCACUGUGGAGCAGAGAACUGCAGCGGUUUCCUCGGAGUUCGGCCCAAGAGUGUAGUGGUGAUGGAGAAGGAGGAGAAGGUGAAGAAUUCAAAGCUGAAGACUAAGAAGCGUAAGCUGAAGCUGGAGAGCAGGCAGACCCACGAGUAUUACUGCUACUGCUGCGGUGAAGGUGGAGAGCUGGUCAUGUGUGACAAGAAAGACUGUCCUAAAGCCUAUCACCUGCUCUGCCUCAACCUCACCAAGCCUCCAUACGGUCGUUGGGAGUGCCCGUGGCACCAGUGCAGCGUGUGCCAGCGCCCCGCCUCCACCUUUUGCCACUUCUGCCCCACCUCCUUUUGCCGCGAACACGAGGCUGGGCAGCUGGUGCUUUCGGCCCAGGACAGUCGACCAUGCUGCCCGAAACACGACCCGUCUCAGACCGGCCGGGCCAGAGUGAAGAAGGAACAACCGGAACCAGGGGAGGAGGAGGGAGAAGGGGAGGAAGAGGAGGAGGAGGAGGAAGAGGGAGCGGCGGGAUGCGGAGGAAAAAAUGGAGAGCGAGGUGGAGAUGCGGGGGGCGAGUGACUGGAGGGAAAAAAGGCGAAACUGAAAACCAAACCUGGUGACUGGAACUGAAAUACGAGGUCCUCCAGAGCAGCCAGGUGUGGGCGCUGUGGCGUUGAAAAAGUGUUAUUUGUUAUUCAUUCCAGGUCUGGAGCAGCUGGUGAGCUUUUUGAGCCACAAAAAGUCACUUCACUUCUUCAGAAACAGUACGGUAGUCAGGCAGUCACCAUGGGGGGAAAAAAUCACAGCAAACCGUCACUUUACUGAUGUUUUCAACCCCUUCCGGAAGCCGCGGAGGCUUUUUAACGCAUUUCAUUCUCUGUACGGUACCCGCAACACACUCCAGAACUUGAUUUUAUGUACCUCAUGUAAAUAGAAAGGAUUCGUAUGAGACAUGUAGGUCAUCGGAAGGAUUUCGCUGCGUAAUAUCGACUAUUGGUGGUACCUUAUGAAAGAAAAGAAAUGAAAAGGAAAAACAAAACAAAAGCAGUCACUGGACAGCCUGUGGCUGAGGUUUGGUCACGUGCUGCCACUUCAUACCUGUGUGUUUGUGAUUUGUAAGAUAUAUAUCAUUAUUAAUAUAUUUAUGACUAUGUUUACAUCCACUCACAAGUGUACAGUAUUGUUCAUUGGUAUUAGUGACUUUGAUAUCACUAUUCUUAAUGUUGUAUAUGUGCCCUAUGAUUAACCCUACUCCAUCGCUUGGCCUUUUUGUUGUCUUUUUGCCUCACUCUUUUUCGUACAGGACUGUAAAUUCAGACGCCGGGAAUUAGGAGCUACGUGAUCUACGGCGACUUGACAUGCGUAGAAAAUCACAGCUAGCACUUAGCAUUUUCACCUCUUUGCCUGAGACGCGAGGUUUCCUCAGUGUUAUUACCAGCUUGUGGUACUUUUUAAGGUACCUCGAAACCGUACCUUGCUGUUGUCUCAAAUUUGGCCAUCGUUAAUAAUCCUAACACUGCCAUCUUCAGAUUUUGCCAUCGUUAGUGUUGUGCCAAUACAGAUAUCAAGUAGGAAACCGCUUGUUUUGUUUAGUUUCAGCACCGUUGCUAGAGUUGCGGCUGUUUCUUUGCAUUUUUGUUUGGUUUAUGUAAAUACAAUCUGUUUUAUUUUCUUUUCAGUGCUGUUGCCAAUGUAAUCAGUCACUUUGUCUGUAUCAUGCAUUUAAAAAAAUUGUACAAUAGUGACAAAUUCUGAAGGUGUCACAUUCAAGGUGUACCUUUACCCAGAAUUAAUUUUUUUAAGUCAUCGAUGUUUAAACAGAUCUUUUGUACCACAUUUUGUCUUAAUGACUCAACGCAGACGGUUACGACAGAAGAUGAAAAACAUGGAUUAAUCGGUCGAAUGGAAAAACGAACGUGCUGUGCAGCCUACAGCCGAGUGUAGCAUAAACGUUUUGCGUAAUUUCUACUUCUCACUGUUAAUCUGAGUGAAAAUCUCGAUAGCUUUUAAUCAUGGCAGACCUCCACCAUGGCUCGGUGUAAUGGUAUCGUGAUUAAUUCCUCGCUCAGUAGCUCCUGUGAUGUGAAGUACUGUGCUUGAGAACUCAUUCAUGUCUUUUUAGGCCGCAUUUACCGAACGGCAGUAGAUACACUCGCUAACCUUUUGACCUGUUUGACCCUUGUGUCUUUCCUGCAUGUGCAGGAUCAUGUGCAGUAUUGUAUGUGCUGUAUUUAUACCCUCGCGGCUCAGCCUCAUCAUGACGUUCACGUAUUUUCCUAAUCAUGAAUCGCUAGUCCACAAUGUUCAACUCAAAUACAAUCUUAAAAGUAAAGGCGAGUAAAGAAAGUUAUGCUGCAGAAGAACCACUGUCGGUUAUGUUGUUUUAGAUAGAUCGAUAAAUCAGGACAAAAUUAUAAAUAAAUAUUCUCAUAUUAUUAAAAACCAGAGGUAUUUCACUGUCUAGUGGUCAGUAUAUUAUGGGCAGUUCCUAUUUCUACCAGAGGGAGUGACAAUGCUUUCGUCACAACAACUAAACCUAUAGCUACAAUUAAGAAAGAAAAGUACAAGCACGAUUGAAAUCAUGUAGCAAUAUUAUGAAUUUAUCAAUAAUUAUCGAUAAAUUAGUAUUGAUAAGGCAUGAAGUGGUCACAGCUUUGCAUUUAGUAAAUGAGAUGUAAGUGGGAAGAACCUCGUUAAAGGACAAAAUAAUCAAUAAAUAUCAAUAUUUUUUGAACUGCAGGUAUUUUACGGUUUAGUGUCCAGUAUAUCACAGGCAGUUCCCAUUUCCACCAGAGGGGGCGACAAAGCCUUCAAAGGAAAUAAAAUUAAGAAAGAAAAGUACUUAAAUUCAAACAAUAAAUUUUACCUAGUGAUUUUACUCAAUUUAUCAAUAUUUAAUAAUAAAUCAAUAAAUGGUCCCAGUUUUAAGUUUUGCAAAUGACAUCUAAGUGUGAUGAACGUCAUUAAAGGACAAAAAUAUCAAUAUCGAAAUUUAAUUCAAAACCACAUUUAUUAUUCAGUACAAUCAUGGGCAGUUCCCAUUUCCUCCAGAGGGGGGCGACUAACUAAACACUCAACUAAAAUUAAGAUAGAAAAACAUGGCCAAAAUUAAAAAUGUACCUGUCAGUUUUACUGGAUAUGUCAGUAAUUAUUGAUGAAUAUAUAAGUGGUCCCAGCUUUAGUUUUGUAAAUGAGUAACAUGAGUGUGAAGUUUAAAGAAUCUCCACAUUAAACCAACUGAAGGUUUCUCAUAGAACUGCACAGCCAAUCAGAAGCCUUUAUUUUUAAGAUUGUACGGCAUCAGUGUUCUUCACUGUAUCUGUGGGAGACAGAAGUGUUGCCAGUUCCAGUUUACUUGAAUCAUUUUUUUCUUUCCCUUUUCAUGGUGUUUUUAGUUUUGCGGCGGUUUAGUAUUGUAUGCGUCGUGUACUGAAAGUAUGUGUCCACUCUGAAGGUGUUUCACUGCCAAACUGAGGCUUUUGGGACGUCCACGGUGAACCACGUGCCGUUUUUCCAGCGUCCGGAUCUGCAUUGCGUUACAUUUUAAACUUGGAGCGCUGUCUCAUAAUGCACUUUUGUGUUGUUUUUGCUUUGUUUUUGGCCUUACUAUGCUCAGAUGCUAUGACAUACUAGAUUUUUUUUUCACAUCUUUUUUACUUUUUUUAUUAUUAUUUAGCACUUUUCUCCUCAAAAGACCAAUGUAUUGCUCAUGUAUGUUGAAUUCCAUGUGUGGUAAACGGUUUUGGCAGAAAAGAGUCCCAGUGAAGCAGUUGUAAGAAGUGCGCUCUCCAAAAAAACACAUUUCGUGUUUUAUUAUCUAUUUUAACACAUUUUGUAUUAAAAUGACACGUGGUGUUCAUGCCUAGAUGAAGGACGUGUUGUUUUGAGAGUGUGUUUUUUUUUUUGUUUGUUUGUUUGUUUUUUUUCUUUAUCCUUUCUGGUUCUGCUUCAGUAUCCCCGCAUGAAAUACUCCUUUUAUUUUUUUUAGCUUGUUUCGGCAAUUCCACUGGACGUUUACGUCCCGAUUUGUUGAUUAUUUUUGGACUGAUGCACAAAUGCCUUGUUUUGAUUCCACAGAUAGUCGUAGGAUUUGUAUGACUGUCACUUUAACUAAAAUUUCUUACUAUUUGUGCAGCGGCUCUGUUAUUAUUCAAUUGGUGGUUAUUAAUUUCAGGAGCCCUUUUCGUGUCCAUAUCAACUGUUUAAAAUUUUUGUAUUACCUCCUUAAAGCUGUUGAGAGUGUUAGUGCACUGUACUUCAUCAUUUCUUUUUGUUAAUUUUAUAUAAAUAUGUGAUUUAAAGUGUCAUAAACAUCUUGUGCUUAUUCACGCAUGGUGGUGCCUGUUCUUUAUGUUGCGAAAUUGCAUUUUUUAAUGAUCUCACCAGCUACAUAAAAGCUCAUUUGUGUUGAUGUUACAUUGAUCUCACAUUCCUUGGAAAAAAAAUAGACUGUUUUGCUAAAAAUCUUGCUACUGGACUUCUGUUUCGUGUAAAGCUUAAGUGUUAAUGUAAAGUUUUCACCUUCAAAGUAUACACUCCAACUAAAUAAAAGUAUCAUAAAUGAUAUUACUUGGGUAGAAUGAACGUCCUCUCCGAGUUUUAUAACGAUAUACUCAUGAAUAGAGAUUUUUCGGCUAUGUAAACUAGCCUGUGUUAUUGCAUUUAUGUACGAGAAUGAUGCUUGUCCAACCUGUACAUAGUAGAAGGCAAAGAACUCGACAUGUCAUUAUAUUGUAGUGUCUCAAGAAUGCCUGUAAAAUUCUGAAUGUUUGUGAACGUAGACACAUUUUUGUAAAAUUUCUUUUACUGUAUUUUUAUUUGACCAACUUUUGAGAUGUUUUUUCUUCAGAAUUCAUAAUUUAUUGAGAGUAUUUUAAGCGACAUUCCACAGAUUUACUCGGUUUCAGACUUGCCUGGUUUGACUUCAAUAAAACUGUACUGAAUGUUCA
This is a messenger RNA of Colossoma macropomum (tambaqui), 9532 nucleotides long. It is a transcript of the gene nsd3, whose product is annotated as nuclear receptor binding SET domain protein 3. Gene Ontology annotation, molecular function: histone H3K36 methyltransferase activity; protein binding. The coding region runs from base 453 to 5162 and encodes 1569 amino acids. The transcript is spliced from 24 exons. NCBI's taxonomy places the organism in Eukaryota, Metazoa, Chordata, Actinopteri, Characiformes, Serrasalmidae. Gene Ontology annotation, cellular component: chromatin; nucleus. Gene Ontology annotation, biological process: regulation of DNA-templated transcription. The record is from RefSeq and is a predicted model, not a curated record.